Symbiodinium necroappetens is the source of this 1150-nucleotide messenger RNA. The record is from the annotation of a GenBank genome assembly. Lineage: Eukaryota; Dinophyceae; Suessiales; Symbiodiniaceae.
GUCCAUGCCAGAAGGUGGACAGAUCAUCGACCUUUCGCGUCUCAUCGCUUCUCUGGAGGAGCUGCAGCUGCGCAUCGAUGACUCACCAAGGAGCUCCGAUGAGCCGGUUCUUGCGGCGGAAGCGUUGCCCUUUGAGCUCAUGCCGGAAAAUCCAGAUGUGGAGCUCAGCAGCAGCCUGCUACCGUGGAAGUGCAUCCGUUGGUCCUGCUUGGCUCAGAUGGGCGUCUGGCUGGUCACCAUCGGAGUCCUCCUCUUCGAUCCGAAGUAUUACGACUCGCCCAUUGCCCCCAGGGAGCUCUAUGAUCGAAUGGUGCUGCAACCGGUGCAGACGGACUGGCCCCACGACUUCUUCCGGCCCUCCGCCUUGGCUUGCAGUGCAGACGGUAGACAUCUGAUGAUUGGAGACCAGUUCGCGAUUUUUGAAUCUGAAGUCGAGCUGUUGGGAGAGCAUCAGAUGGAGUCAGCUCUGGAGCGCAAGGAGGAGGAGGCGAGCCGAAACAAGACCCGGCAGAUCUUAGGCCUGAGGACAGUCAGUCUGGAGACCGCUGUUCCAACAGCAGAGAUUGACUUCUCAUUCAAGAGCAUUGGCUUCCUCCCCGGCAAGAACAAGCUGCUUCUGCUAAACCAAGGAGGCACACAGGUCACUGAGUAUUCUCUCAACGGCCACACCUACGUGAAAACGUGGAGGUUGAGCCCUACGUUGCCCCACAAGAGGCUUGAGAUUAUCCAGCCCGUCGAGGGGCCCGAAGCGGAGCAAUGUGCGCGGGAUGGCUCAGGCUUCAUGAAUGCCGGGUGGAUUGUGUACGCAGCGACAGAUUCCGGGCAGGUCGUCACUCUGUGCCCAACGCAUCGGCAUGAGCUUCAUCCACUCCAUAUGCUGAUCUCCUUGCGACGACGUCGACCAUCUCAGGACGUGGUGGAGGUCGUGGAUUCCCACACGGGUACGACAAAGGCAUCGGCUCAGACUGUCAUCGGUGUACAUCAUGACUACAGGACUGGACACAUUUGGCUGCUGAACACCAACAGCGAGGGCUUUGCGGAGGUGGUUGUCUUCGAUGCCGAGCUUGCCAAGGCAGGUAAGGGAAGUGGAGAAUGCGAUGCAGAGUCCACGGUUUCGGGUUUAGGGCUUAUAGGGUUUAGGGAAGGGUAA